AUGUCUGAAAUACGUACCAAGGUCUGUAUCAUCGGCGGGGGGAUUGCGGGGCUCAAGGCUGCCUCCGAUCUCACCUCCUAUGGAAUUGAGGUAGUUCUCCUUGAAGCGCGGGACCGCUUGGGUGGCCGCAUCUUCACCGACCGGUCGGGCCUCGCUCCAUACGAUAUGGGUGCUUCCUGGUUCCACGACACGCUCGAAAAUCCUUUGUUCAACCUGUCCCGGAGGAAGAGCCACUACUUGCACUACAACGAUGACGAACCGAUGAUUUUAACCUCCUCAGGGCCCGUCUCCAGAAACGAUAAACUUCCCCAGGUGCUUAAGGAAAUGCUCCGUUUCAACGAGAGCAGGUUCUUUGAGUCGCUUGAUGCCCCCGACCGUUCGUUGCAGAAUAUGGCGUAUGAAUAUAUCCACCAGCAAAGGGACUUGCUCACCGAUACCCAGGUACGCUUGGUGCCGGAGUUGGUGCGAGACCUCGAACUCUGGCACGGCAUUGCCUGGCAGUCGAUGUCCGCAAAGUACGCCAUCAUUGACCACCAGGGGCGGGACAGCUACAUGGGUAGUGGCUACGAUACGAUUAUCGCUGACUUGGAGGAUACCAUCCCCAAGAGAUCCGUAAAAUUACAGGAGAUUGUGACUGGCAUCGAGCGGUCGCACGCUGGUGUCAGGGUGCAUACCUCCUCUGGAGUGGUGCAGGCAGAUUACGUGGUGGUCACCGUCCCCCAGAGUGUGCUUUCAUUGGCCGAAACCGAAACUGGCGGGAUUAAGUGGUUUCCUUCGCUUCCUAAAGCCAUCACCGAUGCCCUUUCGCAGAUGAGCUUUGGGUCUUUGGGAAAGGUGGUGUUGGAGUUUUCUGAGGCUUUCUGGCCGAGCGAAGACAAGUUUCUCUGCCUUGCUGAUCCAGACAAAGCUACAGUGCAGAAGUUGAUUCCCGUGCCGUGGGAAUGGCCGGUGAAUUUCUUCAACAUGACUCUCAUCUACGGGGUUCCUACGUUGGUUGCAUUGCUUCAAUCGCCUGUGACAAACUAUGUUGAGCAGCAUCCUACAAAGGCGUGGGCGUUACUCCAACCGAUGGUGGAGCAAAUUGCCCAGGCGUCAGGGUCUACGGCUACACCACCCACAAAGGUGCUCGUGAGCGACUGGAGCGUGAAUCCCUUUUCCCGUGGCUCAUACUCUGCUGCAGAACCCGGAAAUGAUCCCACCGAUAUUAUUGUCCAGCUCAGUGAAGGUUUAAACAGGGUGAGGUUUGCGGGAGAGCACACCAUUGGGGAAGGGGCUGGCUGCGUUCACGGGGCGUGGGUUAGUGGACAAAGAGAGGCGCGGCAUAUUUUGGUCAGAGAGGGAUUAGUGGAGGUAUCAGAUGACGAUUAA
Messenger RNA from Babjeviella inositovora NRRL Y-12698, 1368 nucleotides. RefSeq names its product flavin monoamine oxidase family protein. The transcript has 2 exons. Lineage: Eukaryota; Fungi; Ascomycota; Pichiomycetes; Serinales. Bases 1 to 1368 code for a protein of 455 amino acids. Gene Ontology annotation, molecular function: oxidoreductase activity. The record is from RefSeq and is a predicted model, not a curated record.